UUUAAAAUCGAAAAAUCAGAACCAACAACUUGACAACACUGGAAGCAUCUAGUGGCUGGUGUUACACGCAUACAGUUACACCGCACCGUAGUGACUACCGCGAGUGCAGUCAGCGUAUCGUAACGUGAGUGUGUGUGAAUGUAUGCGUACGCUACAAACCCGGGUAGUGUGUUAGUUUGUGUACGAGACUAAACACGGGGAACGGCCGCCGCCGCUGCCGCGGCAGACCAAGAGAAAAGCUCGAAGGAGAAAGAGUUUAGAGACGUACAGACAGCGCUACACAGCAGUGGCUACAAAGAUGGCCGAUCUGGACGCAGUGAAUCUCGGUUUGGACGAAACCGAGCGAGACAUCGCCGAGGAGCUGGAAAAUAGCUACGAUACGCGUAGCGAGGCUUCCGGGGUAAGUUCCGACAGUACAACCACGAAUCCCAGCAUCAGCGAGGUCAGUUCCGACUCGUCGGACGAUGACGACGACGAGGACGAUGAGGAGAAUACCGAGCGAAGAAAUUCUGCCAAUAAGAAGCAGCAGCAGCAGAAGAAGAAGGGCAAGAAAAAGGAGGAGAAAGGAGAGUCGAAGAAAGAUGGGGAGAAAGAUGGUGGAGCUUCCACGGCGAAUAACAGUACCAAGAAGGAGCGGAAAUCUCGUAGCCGGAGCCCACAGUCUUCGGCGGCGGCAGCAGGUGCCGCUACGGAGAAGAAAAGUGGCCGCACCAAGAACAGCUCCGCCAAGAACUCGGUCAAGUCGUACGACUACAUUACCAAGAUCAAUUAUCUCUUCCGGGAGACGAGAUUCUUUCUGAUUAAAUCGAAUAACACUGAGAAUGUGACAAUUUCCAAGACAAAGGGCGUGUGGUCAACGCUGCCGCCGAACGAGGCCAACUUGAACCAAGCAUUCCGGGAGAGCCGUAAUGUGAUUCUGGUGUUUUCGGUCAAGGAGAGCGGCAAGUUUGCCGGGUUCGCACGGAUGGCUGCAGAGGCACGCAGAGAUCUCCCCGCCGUAGAGUGGGUUCUUCCGCCGGGAAUGUCGGCCAAAGCUCUGGGCGGUGUCAUCAAGAUUGAUUGGGUGUGCAAGAAAGAGUUGCCGUUUACCAGCACCACCCAUCUGUACAACCCAUGGAAUGAGAAUAAACCGGUCAAGAUUGGUCGUGAUGGUCAAGAAAUUGAGCCGAAGGUCGCAGAAGAACUCUGUCGACUGUUUCCGGAAGACACAGCCGUUGAAAUGACUCCGAUUCUCAAAAAGUCCAAGGAAGCUUCGAAGCAGAUGAAGGAGAAAGCUGCCUCCAAGACGUUCAGGCGCCCUCCAAACUUUUCCCGUCCGACCAGUUCCUUCAGGGGUGGCCGUGGUGGCCCUGGAGGCGGUGGUGGUGGUGGUGGUUUUGGACCCAUUCGAGGUGGUCGUAGGAAGGUGUUCCAGGGUAAGGGACGCCCGUCGAUGUUUCCACCGUAUCGCAAAGACAAUCGCCGAGGACACGGCCCAAGAAUGCCUCCGGGUAUGGAUAGGGCUGCGGCGGCAGCUGGAGCGGCUGGGUUCCACGGAUGGGAACGUUACAGUAGCACCGCCGCUGCAGAGGCUUACGUUGCCGACUACAUGCGUACGAUGCAGCACCAGCUUCCUCCGAUGCCGUACGCGCCACCACCCGGUUUCCCAGGAAUGCCGAUGCCCUACGAAGGGUUGCCGCCGCCACCGCGCUACUACGAAGGCCUGCCCAUGCCGGAGUAUCCGCUUCCACCGGGAGCCAUCCCGGGCAGCGUUACCGGAACCACGAGCGUUCCACCUCCGCGCGGUGGUCCGUACGACAAGUACGAUGAGUUCAUGUGGAAACCACCGCCAGGUCCGCCCGGCACGACACCGCUUCCCACGUCAGCCGGCGCGGCAGGCCUUCCGUCGAUGAAGGGACCGCCACCUCCGUUACCGAACUACCACGUUCCCCCGCCCUCGGCUCCUAUGUCCGCCGGUGGCCCUUCGCAUGGGGGGCGCAAAAACGACCGAGGUGACAAGAUGGACCGGAACCACCGGAACGAUCGCCGCGGCAGAGGCUACAACAACCGGGACCGGCGAUGAUUCGAAGAUUCAUCGCCUUCGCAUCGAAUUCCUGCUGACAGGCUCCGCAGCCACCGCUGAACAUACGGUACCAAAGACCUGUCCUACUAGCUGUGUGACCACCACGCAACAAAAACCAGACCGUACCACACACGCAUACAUCGUUGCAGUUGUCGCAUGAGUCCUACCGGAUAUCCGGUGGCUUACCGGCGACAUCAUCAUCAUCUUCAACAACAACAACAACAACCGACCCCCAGCGCAGUCCGUCAGGAGGCCAAUGAAACAAGUGAUCUCUCGCGGCUCGUGUUCCCGUUAGUUUCGAAACUAUGAAGAAGAAUAAGAAGAAGACAGUGAUUUGUGGUUGUGUUUGCAUUUGUGUUACUACGGCCAAAUCGAAGAGUGGGAAAAGGCCGCGUAAAUCUCUCUCGCUGAAUGCAAACACGCCAAAUGCUCGACUCGGUUCCUCUUAAAGAACUAGGCUUUUUUGGUCAGUGUGUGACGCAUUUCUCAAGUGAUUUUUGCAGUAAUGAUGGAUUUUGUGCAAACGAGAGGAAGAGAAAAUCAUAGUUUGGGAAGAACUUUUCUAGCAGAUUGGUGGUGAUGAUAAAAUCUGUUCUAAAAAAGCGUUAAAAGUAUUCUCACAUAUUAAGUUGAUUACACCUAAAUAAAUAUAUAUUUGUGAUUGUCUGUCGGUCCGUAGCAGAAGAUCAGCAAGGACUUAGUGCAAAAAGUUACGACGCUGAAUAGAAGAAAAAAAAAUGUUUACAGACUCUGCUGGAAGAGAGCGAAGAAAAUUUAAAGCAAGAAAAAAAGUGUAACUGUGUUUAGAAAGUUAAAUACGCAAGCAAACAAAUCUUCGAUUAUUGCUAUUGCUAGUAUGCUACUAAAAUAUUUACCUACCCUAUAUAAAGAUGAACAGUAUAGUACACAACUACUAUAUAUCGACAGGCGAAGCAAACAAAAAAACGCAAAAUGAAAUUUAAAUUAUGAACUUUUACUGGUAAUCAAAUAAAGGUUAAGAAACAACCAAUUCGAGUGAGAUGAACUUUUUCCCAAACUAGUGUGAAUAAUACCAAAGAAUGUUUGCGCCAACCUGACGGUGGUGGCGCCCGUGGUGCUACCUUCUUUCCCUAUGGACGUUCCGACAACUGCAUCUAUUCCACUGCCUGGGGACUACUCGCCGCCGAGUUCUGGUGGUUUCUAAGAGCGCGAAGAGCAAAUGUGAUACAAAGUGUGUGGUGAAAUUUUGAAUGGACUGCCCCCUCGGCACCAGAAUGGGACUCAUUCCUUUCCUUCCCACCAUCAUCAAGCCGGCAAAGUGAGAGGUGACCAAACCGGCCCCGAAAAAGAGACUGCAUUUUAAACCUUGCUUGCCUCCUGAAAAAAAAAAAUAAACUGCAAGCAAGAGUUGCCCCUCUGGAUUCCAUGAAUCCGAAUCUGCUUACUUCCACAAAUCAUAAAACGGGUGCUUUUUGAAAGCGCCACAGUGUGAUUGGACUGGAAAAUUUCAACGACGCGCAUACUUAAUCUCCCCCUCGCUAGGAGAUCAAGUGACGUGACGUGAUACGCCAGACAGAGAGAGUGUGUACGAGAGUGGGAGACCGAUCCGUGCUAUCCAGAACCGACACAAGGAGAAGGGGUUGAUGACAACAGUUCCGGUUCCGCGUCUCGUACGAAGACUGCAUAAGAUUAAAGAUACUAUUUAUUAUGUUAUUUAAAGAUGAGAUAGUGGUUCCUUGCAACUAUUUUUGUAAUACAGAUAUUGCCCGUUUGUAUUUAUA
Messenger RNA from Culex quinquefasciatus (southern house mosquito), 3822 nucleotides. RefSeq names its product YTH domain-containing protein 1 (gene Ythdc1). Lineage: Eukaryota; Metazoa; Arthropoda; Insecta; Diptera; Culicidae. The coding region runs from base 299 to 2062 and encodes 587 amino acids. Gene Ontology annotation, biological process: mRNA splicing, via spliceosome; regulation of alternative mRNA splicing, via spliceosome. The transcript has 3 exons. Gene Ontology annotation, molecular function: N6-methyladenosine-containing RNA reader activity; mRNA binding. The record is from RefSeq and is a predicted model, not a curated record. Gene Ontology annotation, cellular component: nucleoplasm.